CCCGCCCGUCCGGAGAGCAGCCGACGUGCGGGCACCGAGCGCAGCCCCGGCCCCGCUGCAGCCCGAGCCCCGGGCGGCCGUGGCUGCUAUGUGGCUUCGUGGCGCGCGGCCUCCACCGGGUAAGAGGUUUGCGCCCACGCCUGGCCAAGGCUCAGCUGCCUGAGGACUGAGGAUACUUUGCAGCCAACGGGGGGCCAAGGGCUGAACGCAACCCCUGGAAGUGCCUGGCAGUGAGGACGGAGCCAUGCGCCUGGCAGCCGCCUGCUGACCCCACCAAACUCCUGACAACAGCCGAGCAUCCCGAGCCCACAUUCCCAACAGGAGCCCUGCGGCAAAACAAAGCGUGGGGUGGGCCGGGGGGCUGCAUUGUCCCUUUCUGACCCACCUCGUGCCCCCCACGGCCUCGCAGAGCCCCCCAGUGCCUCUGCCGCCCUCCUGGGGGCUCGGCAGCCCCCUCACAGGGCUGCCCGCCCCACCGCCCUCGCCUUGGCCUCCCGCCCUGCUGGAGCGCGGCACCCUGCCGGGCGCUGCCCCCCGCGCCCCCAGGGCAUCUCCCCCCGCCCCCCCGGGGCCCUGCCUCCCACUGGCAGAGCCAUGAAGCUGCAGGCAGUGAUGGAGAACCUGCAGCGACAGCAGCGCGCCCGGCUGCAGCAGGCUCUGGAAGCACGGCAGCAGGAGCAGCAGCAGCAGCAGCAGCAGCAACGCUCCACGCCCCCCCCGGCGCAGCCCCCGCCGGCCUCAGGACAGACCCCUGCCCGGGGACGAGGCCCUGAUUUGGCCCCAGCCCCUUUGGAGGAAGGCACGGAACCUGAGAGCGCUCACAUCCAGAGGGCACAGAUGGCUGCCCUGGCUGCCAUGCGGGCCGCAGCCGCCGGCCUCAGCCACUCAUCCAGCCCAGGGCUGUCGGAGGAGAGCCAGGAGGAGGAGGAACGUGGUGAGGAGGAGGAAGAGGAAGAGGAUGGUGGUGGCUACCAGCAGGAGAUGGGCUCCGAGGAGGAGGAGGACCUGAAGGGCAAAUGGGAUGAAGAAGAAUUUGAAGAGGACCUGGGCGAGGAGGAGGAGGAGGAGGAAGAAGAAGAAGAAGAGGAAGAAGAGGAGGAGGAAGAAGAAGAGGAAGACUAUGAGGAGGAGGAAGACAUGGGCGAGGAGGGGCUGGGCUCAGCGGAGGCGGUGCGGACAGGCACGGGGUCCCUGCUGCUCCGAAAGCCGCCGGCACCUCAGCACUGCCGGGGUGAAGCACAGCGGCUGCCGGGCGCACAGGAGCGACUCCCAGCUGGACUGGGCCCCCAGGGCCACGCACAGCUCCCACAGCCUGCACCCGACCACGGCGACUGGACCUACGAGGAGCAGUUCAAGCAGCUGUAUGAGUUGGACGGUGACCCCCGGAGGAAGGAGUUCCUGGACGACCUCUUCAGCUUCAUGCAGAAGCGAGGGACCCCCGUGAACCGGAUCCCCAUCAUGGCCAAGCAGGUGCUGGAUCUGUACAUGCUCUACAUGCUGGUGACGGAGAAGGGAGGCCUGGUGGAGGUCAUCAACAAGAAGCUGUGGCGAGAGAUCACCAAGGGGCUCAACCUGCCCACCUCCAUCACCAGCGCGGCCUUCACGCUCCGCACCCAGUACAUGAAGUACCUGUACCCCUAUGAAUGUGAGAAGCGGGGCCUGAGCAACCCCAACGAGCUGCAGGCGGCCAUUGACAGCAACCGAAGGGAGGGCCGCCGGCAGGGAUUUGGCAGCUCGCUCUUCACCUACUCACCUGGUGGCACCCAUGGGCUCCUCUCCUCACCCAAGCUGCCGGUGCCAGCCCUGGGGUUGGCCUCAGCCACCAACGGCGGUGCCAUCGCUCCCGUCCAGAAGAUCAAGAAAGAGGAGGACGCACCCAUCCCCAUCUCCAUGCCCAGCCGGCUGCCAGUGUCGCUGGCCGGACACCCAGUGGUGGCAGCUCAAGCUGCAGCCGUGCAGGUGGCAGCAGCAGCCCAGGCCGUGGCACUGGAGCAGCUGCGGGAGAAGCUGGAAUCAGGGGAACCCCCAGAGAAGAAAAUGGCACUGGUGACAGACGAGCAGCAGCGGCUGAUGCAGCGUGCCCUGCAGCAAAACCUCCUGGCCAUGACAGCACAGCUGCCCAUGAGCAUCCGCAUCAACAGCCAGGGCACGCGCUCGCCAGAGAACCGCCAGGACACCUCCAGCAGCACAGCCAACAACGGCACCAACAGCAUCAGCAUGUCGGUUGAGAUCAACGGUAUCGUCUACACAGGUGUGCUGUUCGCCCAGACGCCCGGCCCUUCCUCCUCCUCCUCCUCGUCCUCCUCCUCCUACAGCAAAGGCAACGGCGGCAGCCGCGGCGGCGGCGGUGACAAAGGCACCAACAGCAGCGGGACGGGGGGCAGUGGGAGCAGCAUGGGCAGCGUCCCCCCCGCUGCUCCCCCCGCCGUGCCUGUGCCCCCCCCCAGCUCUACCUCCAACAACGCUUCGCCUUAACGCCCCCCCCCCCCCUUCCCACACACAGCCAAAACCACCCCGAGGUGCCGGGGGCUGCAGGUGG
Lagopus muta (rock ptarmigan) is the source of this 2539-nucleotide messenger RNA. RefSeq names its product AT-rich interaction domain 3A (gene ARID3A). The transcript is spliced from 9 exons. Gene Ontology annotation, biological process: regulation of transcription by RNA polymerase II. Gene Ontology annotation, cellular component: nucleus. Bases 595 to 2475 code for a protein of 626 amino acids. Lineage: Eukaryota; Metazoa; Chordata; Aves; Galliformes; Phasianidae. The record is from RefSeq and is a predicted model, not a curated record. Gene Ontology annotation, molecular function: DNA binding.